Messenger RNA from Python bivittatus (Burmese python), 1904 nucleotides. NCBI's taxonomy places the organism in Eukaryota, Metazoa, Chordata, Lepidosauria, Squamata, Pythonidae. The record is from RefSeq and is a predicted model, not a curated record.
CCAGCGCUCCGUCGGUGAACAGCCUGCCCCCAAUGCCUAGGGGAAGAGCCUGGUCUUACUCAACGGCGUCUGCAUCUCCAGGGGGAGGCUGUUCCCCGGGGCAGGCGCCAUGACGGAGGGGCCCACCAGACCUUCACCAAGGGAGCCGCGUGGCUCGGAUCGGACUGGGGGUGAUCCUGAACCUGGCCAAGGAGCGGGAGAGCCCACCUCUGGCUCGGAGCACCUCGGGCAUCUUGGAGCACAUGUUCAAGCACUCGGAGGAGACCUGCUUCCAAUUGAUCUCCAACGGGGGCCUGGACGCCAUCCUCUACUGGUGCCGCUGGAAUGACCCGGUGGUGCUACGCCAUUGUGCCACGGCCCUGGCCAACUGCGCCAUAUAUGGCGGGCAGGCCAACCAGCGGCUGAUGGUGGAGAAGAAGGCUGCCGAGUGGCUCUUCCCGCUGGCCUUCUCCAAGGAGGAUGACCUUGUCCAGUUUCAGGCCUGCCUGGCCAUCGCGGUGCUGGCCACCAAUAAGGAGAUCGAGAAGGAGGUGGACAGCUCGGGCACGCUGGCCCUGGUGGAGCCCUUCAUUGCCACCCUCGACCCGGGCCGCUUUGCCCACACCUUGCUGGGCAGCAGCGACAACAGCCAGGGACGGACAGCGGAUGACCUGCAGUGCCUGGUGCCUCUUCUGGACAGCUCCCGCCUGGAGGCGCAGUGCAUCGCGGCCUUCUACCUCUGUGUGGAGGCCGCCAUAAAAGCGAGGCAGAAGAAGACAAAGAUUUUUGCGGAGAUCGGGGCCAUCCAGAGCCUCAAGCGGAUCGUCUGCUACUCGGCCAACGGCACCACCUCCACACUCGCCAAGAGAGCGCUUUGCACCAUGGGGGAGGAUGUGCCCCGGCGGCUCCUGCCGACCGUGCCCAACUGGAAGCCCCUCGAGGUGCAGAAGUGGCUGCAGCAGAUCGGCUUUGCGAAGUACUGCCCUCGCUUCCUGGAGCACCAGGUGGACGGAGACCUGCUGUUAAGGCUGACGGAGGAGGAUUUGCUGGCAGACCUGGGCGUGAGCUCCAGCAUCACCCGCAAGCGAUUCUUUCGGGAGCUGACAGAACUCAAGACCUACGCCAACUACUCGACCUGUGACCGCAGCAACCUUUCGGACUGGCUGGGCAGCAUCGACCCCAAAUUCCGCCAGUACACCUAUAACCUGGUGACCCGCGGCAUCGACCGGAACUUCCUCCACCGCGUCACGGAGCAGCAGCUGGAGGAGGACUGCCGGAUCGGCGUGGGCUUCCACCGCGUCCGCAUCCUCUCUGCUGCGCGGGAGAUGCUCCACUCUCCCUUGCCGUGCAGCAGCGGGAAACCCACCUCGGAGGGGACGGACGUUUUCAUCAGCUACCGGCGGCGCACAGGAUCCCAGCUGGCCAGCCUCCUCAAGGUCCACCUCCAGCUCCACGGAUUCAGCGUCUUCCUCGAUGUGGAGAAACUGGAGGCCGGGAAGUUCGAGGACAAGCUGACCCAGAGCGUGAUGAGUGCCCGGAAUUUUGUGCUGGUCCUCUCCUUCCAGGCCCUGGAUCGCUGCAUGGGGGACGUGGCGUGCAAAGACUGGGUCCACAAGGAAAUAGCCACUGCCCUGAGCUGCAGGAAAAAUGUCAUCCCGGUGACCGACCACUUUGAAUGGCCUGACCCGGAGGUGCUUCCCGAGGACAUGAGAGCCAUCCUGAAAUUCAACGGGAUCAAGUGGUCCCACGAGUACCAGGAGGCCACCAUCGAGAAGCUCAUCCGCUUCCUGCAGGGGCGCUCCUCCCAGGACUCCUCCGCCGGUUCAGACAACAGCCUGGAAUGCGGACCUCCGCUGGGGCAGAGCUAGGACCGGAAGGGGGGUGGCCUGCCUCCUCCUGCCCCUCCCCACCGGCCGGCCUUGUGA